This is a messenger RNA of Exophiala dermatitidis NIH/UT8656, 630 nucleotides long. RefSeq lists its product as uncharacterized. Gene Ontology annotation, biological process: tail-anchored membrane protein insertion into ER membrane. NCBI's taxonomy places the organism in Eukaryota, Fungi, Ascomycota, Eurotiomycetes, Chaetothyriales, Herpotrichiellaceae. The transcript has 3 exons. Bases 1 to 630 code for a protein of 209 amino acids. The record is from RefSeq and is a predicted model, not a curated record. Gene Ontology annotation, cellular component: GET complex.
AUGGUCUCCCUUCUUGUGACUGUGUUCCUCAUCCAACUAUUCUGCCAUCUGGUCCUGACGAUCGGGUCCAAACCUAUCAAUGAUCUGCUAUGGCAAAUCUGCUGUCGGCUACCCUUUCAGUCGUCGCACGACAUCCGAGAGCAGAUCCGGCUCCGGCGAGAGGUGGUGCGGCUGAAACGCGAAAUGAACGCCGUCAGCGCCCAGGACGAGUUCUCCAAGUGGGCCAAGUUGCGCAGGCAGCAUGACAAGGCCAUGGAAGAAUACGACAAGAAAGCCGCCGCUGUUUCGGCUGCCCGAGCAUCCUUCGACACCAAAGCCUCUGCGGUUCGAUGGACCUGUACGAGCGGCUUGCGGUUUGCACUGCAGUUCUGGCAUGCAAAGACGCCCGUCUUCACCUACCCGCGUGGUUGGUUCCCUUGGUAUAUUGAGUGGUUGCUCGGGUUCCCCCGAUGUCCGUACGGCGGAGUGAGCAUCAACGUCUGGAGCGUCGCUUGCUCCACGGUCAUUGCGCUGGUGUGGGAGGUCGCGGUCUACAUUAUACUGUGGGUUCGCGGGCUACAGACAGCAGACAAGCAGAAACAAAGGGUCAAGGUGCCAGUCUCGACGUCCGCAACGGAAAAGAAUAAAUGA